Molecule: messenger RNA, 2238 nt
Organism: Manis pentadactyla (Chinese pangolin)
Lineage: Eukaryota; Metazoa; Chordata; Mammalia; Pholidota; Manidae
Gene: PKMYT1
Product: protein kinase, membrane associated tyrosine/threonine 1
Exons: 6
Coding region: 650-2209 (519 amino acids)
Biological process (GO): protein phosphorylation
Molecular function (GO): ATP binding; protein kinase activity
Source: RefSeq, a predicted model, not a curated record
CCUCACCCGUUGUUUUCUUGGUUUUGUUUCAAUUACAGCAUUACAGCAACACAACAGCCCUCUCUGCCCCAACACACAGUCACCUACUCCCAUGGGCCACUGCACUUUGUGUGUCCCUUCACUGACUACUCAGAGCGUUAUUAUAUAGGAGAUUCCCUGGAGAUCUGUAUGCCAGACACUGGGCUAAGCCUUCCGUGAGGUAUUACAGGUCUGUACACGGGGAGGCUGAGUGGGUUUUGGAAUUCAAAAUGGCUCUGAUUUUAGAAAGGAAAUAGGGUGCAUUUAUAGGUGACACCACCAGUGGGUCUGUGCCAUAAUCAAACAUUAAUGUUUCUGUCAAGAAAUAUAUGAAUAUUCACAAGAAGAGGGGAAAAUAGACCAUCAGAUUUUUCUGCUAGGUGAGUUUUGCGUGUGGAUUUCCAGUUGUCCCAGCACCACUGUUGAGAAGACUCCCCUUUCCCACUGAAUUGUUCUGGCACCCGUGUCAAGAUCAACUGAGGUGCUCGUUGCUCCCACGGUCUCCAUGUUUAGAGCAGAACGUGUGUGUAGAAUAAACACGGAUCUAUUCUGCAGCCUCUCUGGGCCCACAAGGCUGGGCGCUCUUUGAGUGGACACCCUGUGCUGUCCCUCAGAUCCACCUGUGCCAGCCAUGCCUGUGCCCACAGAGGGCACCCCACCACCCCUGAGUGGCACCCCCAUCCCAGUCCCAGCCUACUUCCACCAUGCAGAACCUGGUUUCUCCCUCAAGAGGCCUGGAGGUCUCAGUCGGAGCCUCCCACCCCGGCCUCCUGCCAAGGGCAGCGUCCCCAUCAGCCGUCUCUUCCCUCCUCGGACCCCGCACUGGCACCAGCCUCGGCCCCGGAGCGUGUCGUUCCGAGGCGAAGCCUCUGAGACCCUGCAGAGCCCUGGGUAUGACCCAAGCCGGCCAGAGUCCUUCUUCCAGCAGAGCUUCCAGAGGCUCAGCCGCCUGGGCCAUGGGUCAUAUGGAGAGGUCUUCAAGGUACGCUCCAAGGAAGAUGGCCGGCUGUAUGCAGUGAAGCGUUCCGUGUCACCAUUCCGGGGCCCCAAGGACCGGGCCCGCAAGCUGGCUGAGGUUGGUGGCCAUGAGAAGGUGGGGCAGCACCCGCGCUGCGUGCGGCUAGAGCGAGCCUGGGAGGAGGGCGGCACCCUGUACCUGCAGACAGAGCUGUGUGGGCCGAGCCUGCAGCAGCACUGUGAGGCCUGGGGUGCCAGCCUGCCCGAGGCCCAGGUCUGGGGCUACCUGCGGGACACCCUGCUCGCCCUGGCCCACCUGCAUGGCCAAGGCCUGGUCCACCUGGAUGUCAAGCCAGCCAACAUCUUCCUGGGGCCCCGGGGCCACUGCAAGCUGGGUGACUUUGGGCUGCUGGUGGAGCUGGGUGCCUCUGGAGCCGGUGAGGCUCAGGAGGGAGACCCCCGCUACAUGGCCCCUGAGUUGUUACAGGGCAUCUAUGGGACAGCUGCAGACAUGUUCAGUCUGGGUCUUACCAUCCUGGAAGUGGCAUGCAACAUGGAGCUGCCCCAUGGCGGGGAGGGUUGGCAGCAGCUGCGCCAGGGCUAUCUGCCCUCUGAGUUCACUGCCGACCUGUCCUCUGAGCUACGUUCUGUCCUCAUCAUGAUGCUGGAACCCAACCCCAAGCUGCGAGCCACGGCUGAGGCCCUGCUGGCCCUGCCCAUGCUCAGGCAGCCACGGCCCUGGAGCAUCCUGUGGUACAUGGCUGCUGAAGCUCUGAGUCAAGGGUGGGCCCUGUGGCAGGUAAGUUGGGCUGUGGUGACGAGCUGCUUUGCCCUGGGUCCUGGGUCUGCCCAGCCCCCCUCAGCCCCUGUCCCCACAGGCCUUGCUUGCCCUGAUGUGCUGGCUCUGGCAUGGGCUGGCUCGCCCUGCCAGCUGGCUGCAGCCCCCCGGCCUGCCGGCCACCCCACCUGGCUCACCACCCUGCAGUCUCCUGGACAGGAGCCUCUCCAGCAACUGGGACAACAGCAGCAUAGGGCCCUCACUGUCUCCAGGGGCCAUCCUGGCCGGGGCUGCUGGGAGCACCUCCACCCCCCGCAGUGGCUCCCCUGUCCCCCAGGGCAGCUACUCAUUGAGGUGAGCAGGCCCAGGGGGCUGGGGGCCAGGAUAGAGUGUUUUGGAUCCUGUGUCAUUUCCCUCUUCUCUUCCCCCAUGCAGGGACACCCUAGACUUAAGUGACAUUGACUCUGAGCCCUCUCGGGGCUCCU